AUGGUUAUCAAAGAUUUAAUCAACAGAAAAAUUAAAAUCAAGUUUCCAAUUAUUGAUUGCCUGGAACCCCUGAAACAGCCAAUAAAAUUUUACACCAUCCAGCAGUCAUCGCAAAACCUAAACAACUCAAAUAUAGUGAAGACCAAUGAUUAGCAACAGUCUUAGAAAAGUUUCAAUUUGCAGAAUAACAUUAAUAUUGAUCAAAGUUAUACAAGAUCAUAGAGUUCUUAUAGUAAGGGCCGGAGAAUUAUAAAUACAAGAGGUGGCUCUUUUGGUGCUACAAUUUAAGGCAAGAAUUUGAGUGUGCCAAAGGAGAGCGUUGGCACUACAGGACUGAAUGUAUCUCAAUAGAGCACUGGAAGCAACAAUAAUACUUAUAUUAUGCCUUCUAUAAACGGAAGCAUGAUUAACAGAUAAUAUUUUAAGAGUUCCAAUAAUAGCUUGGUGAGCUCUAAAAUUGGCUCUGUUAUUCAAAGCCAAAACAAUUCUAUCUCUUUAAUUAGUAAUAAUUAAGGGGGAUUGCACAACAACAGUGGUGUGAUAGGAAUUCAUAACUAGGAGAGCAUUCUGAGUCAGCAUAAUUUCACAAUAUCUGAUGUCCUAAAUAACACAAAUAAUUUAAAUCCUAACUAUGGAGAUUGCGUAGUUAUUAACGUGAACGAUGAUGUUAGAAAGGUCAAUAAAAACUUUAAGUAUGUCUCGAUACAUUAAAACAACAACUUUCUUAACACUAAAACUCCAGACUUGGAGGUUAAGAAUUGCAUCUCGAUUUUAAUAUCAGCAGAUUUCCUUAAGAUAUACCAACUGGUAGAUGAGGCUUGCGAAUACGUAGCUAGAAAUCUACCAGAAAUCGUUUAACUUAAUAUAGAUAUGAAGGACUUGGAUAAUCUGAUUGAUACUAAGGAUAAACUCACAUCCAAAAUAUUUAUGAAGAAAACUGAUGCACUGGUUUCUGAUCAAGAGAAUAAGUUCAUGCUUUAGAUGUGCCAAUAUUGCAAAAAGUUGUAUUCUCUAGAAUCAUAAGACAAACUAAAGCAAUUAUUCACCUGGAAACAAAUUUACUGGAGAUUGUUUGCAUGGGGAAAUGUACUAGAAAAUAAUUGCUAAGAUUGUGGAGAAUUUUUCGACAUGGCCCACAUUCUCGAUUGUAGAUAUCAUCCUGGGAUCGCAGCUUUUCCUUAUGACUCGAAUCUGGGAGUUUACUAAUGCUGUUAAAAGAAGGCACUCAGGUUUGAGAUCCAUGCAAAAGGCAAAGGAUGCUAGUCGAAAUAACAUAAUAUACUAUCCUUCUAUUAAAACCAAAAUGAGAUUAGUUCUAUGUAAAGAGAUUUACUGAAUCAGAUCAUGAUGAGAAAGGAAUUCACAUAAGAGCCUACUAAGGAGGAUACCAAAAUAAAACCGAGUUUCUAAGGUGCUAUCAGAAGAUAUGUUCAGGAGCAUAAAGACUAGCUAUUUCUAGUUGACGAGGAUGAGGAUUCUGCUGUUGAGUAGCAAUUUGAAGAUUUGCUUGAUAGGAAUGAAGAAAGUGUGAGCAAAAAUAAUUAGUCUGUAUUCAAUCAUAACGCAUCUAUCGGAAGCAUUCCCAAUGAGAUUAGAGAAUCUAGUCCAAGCCCUGUAAGAUUACCUAUCUUUGAUGAUAUUUACCAAUAGGAUACAUUCACUAAUAGACCUUAAUCGAAUAGAAUUAUUCUUUAGCCAGCUGUAAGAUAAAGCGCCCCAAACUAAAUUACUGCUAUCAGACAGAAUAAAGGAUAAUCUUAGCACCCCACUUUUUCCAUAAAAAAAUAAAAUACACCAUCUGUAAAUCCUAAGAAUCUAAGCUCCUAGAUUAUCACUACUGCUCAGAAGAAUUCAUCUUAGUAAAUUCGUAAGGACAUCUCAAGAGACACUCCUGAGGAACUGAACAUUGAUUUAUAAUCAAGCUUUGCUCCUUCACCUACUAAAUUAUCCCCAAAGAAUAACUAAACAUAAUCUACUUCAUAGUUCUCAAAAAAGAAAAAAAUGAUCAAAAUAGAUUGCACUAAUAUGUCUAAGAUUCAGAUAAAGUAAAUGCGGCAAGAUACUCUUAGAACAACGGACAGGCUUACCAUGCAUGACUUAAUAGGGUAACUCCAAAAGCUGAGAGGCAGUGAAAAACCAAUAAAUUAGGCUGAUUAUAGUGUCGAGAGACCAAAUCAAAAUAUAGCGAUGGAAAGAGUUACCAUAAGAAAACCCGAGAAAAAAAUAGUCAUACAAAAAAGGAAAAUAAUGAGAUGGGGUAAUCAGUCCUAAUGA
Stylonychia lemnae is the source of this 2274-nucleotide messenger RNA. The record is from the annotation of a GenBank genome assembly. NCBI's taxonomy places the organism in Eukaryota, Ciliophora, Spirotrichea, Sporadotrichida, Oxytrichidae.